AUGACACGUGACGGCUUUCAAGAUCUUUGGAAGAACAUCAUGGAAAGUAGGAAUCAUUGGAUAAACCCUCCUGGCCCAAGUGAUGCCGUAGCUUCUUUUUGUAACUCCAUCUCAAACUUCGACCGAAGUCCCAGCAAUGUUCCUGUAACGCCCAGCCGGGUACCAAGCUGCACAGAUAGUCUGGUGUCCGAUGGAGACAAAGCUGGUGCCACACUACUAUUCUCUGGAGCCUUUUUGACCCUGAUUGGUAUGACGUUAACAGCGAUGGGGUGGACAAAGUACAAUGUGAACCAGAGCUACGAGUGGACGCAGCUACUUGGGCCUAUUUUACUGUCAGUUGGAGGCAUGUUUGUGCUCAUAAGCGUCUGUAAAUUCCGAAUGCUCUCCUGCCAGUCCUGUAAGCAGAAUGACGGGGAGAGGACAUCUGACACAGACCCUCUGCCACCCCAUUCAGGACCAUCGUUUGUCUUCACUGGACUUAACCAACCCAUAACCUUCCACAGAGCUACGGUAGUACAGUACAUCCCGCCACCAUACGGCUCUUUGAUACAGGACCAGAGUUUGGGUACGGCUGAUGGUUUGCAUUCCGGUCACCAGCCAUUGGCAGUUACAGUGAACCCGCCACCACAGUACUACAGCGUGUAUCCCAUGGAAAACCUUGCUUUUAUUUCUGGUGAAUAUGACAACACUGCAGUAGAACAGAAGGAAAGCAGCAGCUCAGGGGAAGAGGAGGAAGGGAAAGUGAACACAGCAGAUAGCGCCUCCUCUCCACCUGCAUAUGAAGACAUUUUUGCUACCUCUUCAUGUGACUCCUUAUGA
Triplophysa rosa is the source of this 819-nucleotide messenger RNA. RefSeq names its product transmembrane protein 174 (gene tmem174). The record is from RefSeq and is a predicted model, not a curated record. The transcript is spliced from 2 exons. Bases 1 to 819 code for a protein of 272 amino acids. NCBI's taxonomy places the organism in Eukaryota, Metazoa, Chordata, Actinopteri, Cypriniformes, Nemacheilidae.